AUGGCACAACCAUGGCUACAUAACACUGAAGAAGAGAAAUCAGAGGCAGCACACACUUAUCGGCGGUCAUACUAUGCACGUCAGCGCGACAAGUUACACACACCAAAACAAAAGAACUGCAAGAAGGGACGACAAUAUGAUAGCGACACUGCAUUGAUGCCUGUAGUAGGAAGACCACGCCUGUACAAUACCCCUGAGGAGAAACUUGAAGCAAGACACAGUUCCAGGUGGGCAUAUUACAAACGUAACCGUGAUGAGAUUUGUGCUAAAAGACAGGAAAAAUACCAAGAGAAGUCAAAAUUGAAGGAGUAUGUGGCUCUACUGGCAGUCGAAGUGGUCUCAAAUUAUGCCCACUUGCAGGUGCUCAUCAGCUCUUCGAGCACAGCGAAUUUUGUCAAGGGCCUUUGCACCUAUUUCAUUUCUAACCCAGACAACCCAGAUUCCCUGGACAUCAUGCGGGGGGCUAUUGAUGCCUUGGAAGACCUUCGUCGAUGUGCGCAGUCUGUUGUAGACAGUGAUCAGCAAGCCUUUGUGCUCACAUACCAAGAGAAGUUCCUUGAGUGCAAAAAAAACGGGAACUAUACUGGUUUCUGGCUGCCCUUCUUUGAGAAAUGGGAAGAAAGUUGGCCUAUUAUUUUAAAAGAUGUGCCCUUGGAUCCUAAAGCGGAGCUUGAGGAGAUAGGCAAGGCAAGGGAGGCCCUUCAGAUGCGUUUGAUCGUCAAACUACGCAACAAUUUUGGUAAUUCAAAGGUGGGUCACUGGGCAAACACCACUGGGAACACGAUUGUCAACAAGCUCAUUGGCAACAUCACCAUCAAAUCAGGAAAAAAGAAAUCUCACUCUCUCGAUGCAACUGAGGUAUAUGCCAAAAAGUAUUAUGCAACGCAUGUGCAGCCUGCAGUCAAGGAGGAGCUCGAGGCUAUGAAGGAUGCACCGGACACACCCGCACCAAAGAAGUGGGCUAUGCAGGUUGUUCGCAAACAACUGGCAUCCUGCUGGGAAAAUGAAACUGCGGAGGUGAAGGAGGAAGUCACCAAAUUGGCACAAGAGAUGAAGGAAGAGAGGGAGAAGGACAUCAAUCACAAAAUGAAGGAGCUGUCAAAGGACUUGAUCAUAUCCAGACUUACGGAAAUCCUGUUGACUUUUUUCACCGAGUUGCACGAUGCAACAGGAUGGACUUUCAGUAUUUUGCUUGCUGGCCCUGACCCUAUGAAUGCUGGCAAACUCAAUGUCAGUAGCUUGCAUAUUGGGACAACUACCGCUGGCAGUCAAUUCAACCACAUAUUUCCGAACUUCAAGGAGAGGAUCAUGGUACCCUACUUUGAAUUUGCAUCCUGGGUGUUUCCUGAUCGAGAUGUAGCCAAUGCUGCAGUACUGUUAUCAAAGGCAACUACACCUGAUACACUCACACCAUUACCAUCGCCAUCAGAGCCAUCACCUGCACUUUUGGGACAGGAAAUCCCUCCCAAUGAUACAUCACUCGCUAAUACUCAUAACGGCUUCACAUAUUCUCCAAUGGACAUCGCACCUGAUACAUCACUCACCAGUGUCUCUUCAACUUCGACUCUUAUGUAUGUCACACCUAAUACAUCACUUGCACUGUUGGGACCAUUGCCAUCACUGUCAGAACUAUCACCUGCACUUUUGGGACAGGAAAUCCCUCACACUGAUACAUCAUUGACUCACAUACCAGAGCCAGCCUAUAACUUCUUCCAAUAUUCCCCCACUGAUCCUCAAGACGACAGCACUGAUCUAGACUCCAAUAGAACAAUUCUACCCAUGCCACCGAACUAUCAACCACCAUCUCCCCUACCUCCCUCUUCUCCACUACUGUCUUCAUUGCCUUCUUUACUGUUCUCUCCCUUACCUUCUGUGUCAAGAAUUGGUCAUGAUAUCCUAUUCCCUGACGUGCUCAGCUUCAAUUUUGUCAAUUCCUAUAGCCGUGGCUUUGACAACACGACUUUGGAGAGCUUGAGGUCCCCCCCUCGUCUUCAUCAUCUAUUGUCUACUCAACAGACUCCUGCUGCAUAUGGCAGCACUCCCACUCCCAUGGCAGUUCCGGCUCUUGCUCCUGCAGCAAUUCCCACCCCUGCCCAAACUCCUACUCUGGCAGAAACUCCUGCCCAACGUGAGCCUUCUGCAGCAGUUCCCAAUCCUCUGACCCCCAUUCAUCCUGUGGCACCCAUUGCUGCACCUCUUUCUCCUGCACAGAUGUCCAGCUCUGCCUGUCCUGGAGAGACUGCCGGAGUUUCUGGGGCAUUGCCAGUGGUGGCAACGAAGGCUUCUAAAUGCAAGUCCAUGAAGACCAAUGUGGAGAGCUCUGAGACAGUUCAGGCAAAGCCUCAGAAGAGAGGGGGUGCAGAGGUGGCCUCAAAUGAGAACUCACAGCCCGUUGAGGGAGGUCGGGGCAAACAGCAGCAAUUCCAGUUGUCUCAGGCGGCCGCUGCCAAUGCCAUCGGGACAAGCUAG
Messenger RNA from Suillus paluster, 2469 nucleotides. RefSeq lists its product as uncharacterized. The coding region runs from base 1 to 2469 and encodes 822 amino acids. Lineage: Eukaryota; Fungi; Basidiomycota; Agaricomycetes; Boletales; Suillaceae. The transcript is spliced from 10 exons. The record is from RefSeq and is a predicted model, not a curated record.